This is a messenger RNA of Acanthaster planci (crown-of-thorns starfish), 6115 nucleotides long. It is a transcript of the gene sin3a, whose product is annotated as SIN3 transcription regulator family member A. Gene Ontology annotation, biological process: negative regulation of transcription by RNA polymerase II. Gene Ontology annotation, cellular component: Sin3-type complex; chromatin. The record is from RefSeq and is a predicted model, not a curated record. Gene Ontology annotation, molecular function: transcription corepressor activity. NCBI's taxonomy places the organism in Eukaryota, Metazoa, Echinodermata, Asteroidea, Valvatida, Acanthasteridae.
AUUGAGAGUCUCCAGAAGGCGUCUCGUUACGAAUGACUGUCUAAUGGAAAUCGCUUAGAAUCGGAUGCAUCAGACCUCUGAUCACGACCACCCCAGGCAAACCUAAGUGAUCCAUCUCUUUUGGCUCCCAGGACACUAUGAAACGUGGCAACGAGGUGCAGGAGGGUCCAUUUCAGCAGCGUCGUGCCACCCCGGGACAAGAAUCUGCCUUCACGCAGCAGCGCGUGCUUGCACCGGCCAAUGUUGCUGGCUUUGAGCAGGUGCAAGAGGGUAACAUGGCCAGCGGUCUGUCGUUCCAUCCCAUGCAGCAAUACCCGGUGCCAGCUGUAGGGCAAGCAGCAGGGCACCAUGGUGGGGUUCACCACCCUCACCCUCAUCCAACCAACCCCCAGCAGGUGGCAGCAGUGGCCCAUCAGCAGCAGGUUGUCCAUCAAACGCAUGCUCAAGCUCAGGCUCAAGUAGCACAAGUGCAGGGGCACCAGCAGCAACAACAACAGCAGCAGCAGCAGUACCAGCGACUGAAGGUGGAGGAUGCUCUGUCUUAUCUUGACCAGGUCAAACUGCAGUUUGGCAGCCAGCCGCAGGUGUACAAUGACUUUCUGGACAUCAUGAAGGAGUUCAAAUCACAGAGCAUUGACACUCCAGGGGUCAUCAAUCGUGUGUCCAACCUGUUCAAAGGACACCCCGACCUGAUCGUGGGCUUCAACACCUUCCUGCCGCCGGGCUACAAGAUAGAGGUCCAGGCCAGUGAUCCCACGCGGAUCAAUGUCAGCACCCCGACAGGGCACAUCACCCAGCACACUGCGGGCGGUCCCCUGACGGGUACCGGGGUGCAGCUGCAGGCCCAACCAGCGUCUGCUACUCCCCAGCAGCAGCAACCGCAGCAACAGCAGCACCCGAACAAGCCUAUGACGCCGCAGAAGCAGCAGCCGAUACACACCCAGCCACAGUACCACGCGCAGCACGCAGCAAACAAGGCUGUGCACCAUUCUGUAUCAUCAAGCCAUCAUCAUGCCAACCAAGCAGCCACCGCGGGCCACACCUACUCCCAGCCACCGCCGGCCAACCAGGCCCACCCAGCUCCACCCUCGGCCGUCACGGCCUCGCCCCAGCACGCCCACGCUGCCAGCCAGCAACAACAGCAGCAGCAGCCGCAGGCCGUGCAGCAAACACCACAGCAGCAACAACAGCAGCCCAGCCAGCCGGUGGAAUUCAAUCAUGCUAUCAACUAUGUCAAUAAGAUCAAGAAUCGGUUCCAGGGUCAGCCAGAGAUCUACAAAGCUUUCCUAGAGAUCUUGCACACCUACCAGAAGGAGCAGCGGGCCGUCAAGGAGUCCGGAGGUACCUACGUGCCCACCCUGUCGGAGGCUCAGGUCUUUGAGCAGGUGGCCAAGCUCUUCAAGAACCAGGAGGACCUGUUGCAGGAGUUUGGCCAGUUCCUGCCAGACGCUAAUGGUUCGGGAGUCACGGGACAAUCUAAUUUUUCUUUCCAGGAGGUGAUGAAUCGUGUUGCCGUCCGCAACGACCACACGGGCAUUGCCAAGAAGCCUGGCUCUGCCUCCAACAACAAGAAUCGAAGCAGUGCUUCAGGGACAGUCGGGCACAUGAAGCGACCAGGGAGCAGUGCCGUGCAGAUACCAACAAAAAAGCCGAAGACUGGAGCAGUGAAAGACGUUUCCUUAGCUGAAGCAGGCAAGCAUGGGAGCCUCAGUGAGUUUGCAUUCUUUGACAAGGUUCGCAAGGCCCUACGUAGUCAGGAAGUGUAUGAAAACUUCCUUCGGUGUUUGGUCCUGUACAACCAGGAGAUAAUCUCCAGGGCUGAGCUGGUCCAGCUUGUCACCCCAUUCCUUGGGAAAUUUCCGGAGUUGCUGAAAUGGUUCAAGGAGUUCUUGGGGUAUAAGGAGUCUGACAGGAUUGAACACCAUGCUCCUAAGGAACGUAACCAAGGAGAACUCGCCAUGGAAAUAGAUUUUGCCAACUGUAAACGUUGUGGAGCCAGCUACAGAGCCCUGCCCAAGAGUUACCAGCAGCCCAGGUGUAGCGGACGCUCAGCUCUCUGUAAUGAAGUCAUCAACGACACCUGGGUGUCUUUCCCUUCCUGGUCGGAAGACUCCACGUUUGUUGCCUCAAGGAAGACGCAGUACGAGGAGCACAUCUAUCGUUGCGAGGAUGAACGCUACGAGCUGGACAUAGUGAUUGAGGUGAACGCUCACACAAUACGAAUCUUGGAGCACGUGGCCAAGAAGCUGUCGCGCAUGUCCCCGGAAGAGGCCAGCAAGUUUCGGCUGGACAACCACUUGGGAGGCAGUUCAGAGACCAUCCACCGCAAAGCCAUACACAGAAUAUAUGGAGACAAGGCACAAGACAUUAUUGAGGGGCUUAAGAAGAACCCUGUUGUUGCUGUGCCCUUGGUUCUCAGAAGGUUAAAAGCCAAGGAGGAUGAGUGGAGAGACGCACAGCGCAGCUUCAAUAAGAUCUGGAGAGAGCAGAACGAGAAGUACUACCUCAAGUCUCUGGACCACCAGGGCAUCAACUUCAAACAGAACGACACCAAGGCCUUGCGCUCCAAGAGCCUGUUGAAUGAGAUUGAGGCCAUCUUUGAUGAGAGGCAGGAAGCAAUGGGCGACAACACCUCCCCUCACCUGUCCUACACCUACAUGGACAAGCACAUUGUGGAUGACGCUGCCGCUGUGAUCAUUCACCACAUGAAGAGGCAUACAGGCAUCCACAAGGAGGAGAAGCAGAAGAUUAAGCAGCUGCUCCAUCAUUUCCUGCCGGACUACAUGUUCUUGGAGCGGGGUGAGCUGUCCGAUGAUGAAGACGAGCAAGAAGAAGAAACCGUUGAAGCUGCUAUCGCUCUGGCUGGGAUGGAUACCGCACCAUCCGAGAAUGUCUCAUCACAGAAAGAGAGCAAGAAGGCAUCUCUCAUGAUGACCAACGGGCCCUGUGAUGACACUGCCUGGGACUCGGAUGAUGUAUACCACCUGUUCUUUGUCAAUAACAACUGGUACCUGUUCAUGAGGCUGCACUACAUCUUGUGCGACAGACUGCAGAAGAUGUACGAGAGGGCAGAGAUUAUCGCCAAGGCGGAGGGCGGUCCUAACCGUAAGGCAGCAAAGGAGUCCACAGCCGUGGCACUGGGCCUGAAACAGCCAUUGGAGAUUGAACCUGAGGAAUAUUACCCAGCAUUCCUUGACAUGGUGCGUAAUCUUCUUGACGGUAACAUGGAGAGUAAUGCAUUUGAGGACCAGCUUCGUGAGAUGUUUGGGAUUCACGCGUACAUCGCGUUCACCAUGGAUAAAGUGGUGCAGAACAUUGUUCGUCAGCUGCAGCACAUUGUCUCUGAGGACACCUGCAUCAGUGUCAUGGAGCAGUACCUGGCCGAGAUGAAGUCGGGAGGAGCUGGGGGAUCACACUCGUCGGCUGCGGCCCGCCUCAGUGCCGAGUCAGCGUAUCAGCGGAGGGCAGAGCAGCUGCUGGCAGACGAGAACUGCUUCAAAGUCCUCUAUAAUAAGAGUGACAGGAAGUUGACCAUUGAGCUUCUGGACACAGAGGAGGAUCACAGCGAUGACCCAGUGGAGGUCGAGAAGUGGUCAGACUACGUGGAGAAGUUUGUGAACGGCGAGGACACCUCGGCAGAACUGAGGGACCAGCUGGCCAAAAAGCCCGUCUUCCUGACCAGGAAUAUCCGAAGGACACGGCAGCAGAAAGCCGUCACUGAGGAAAGCCGCCCCUCAGAGGCUGACAACAGUCAGGAGAAAACUGAGGAAGCCGACAAGCCCAAUCAGGACAAGAAACCUGAGGACACGGACGAGAAGGAGGACGCGACAAAGGCCAAGGAAAAUGCCAAAGACGAGGGAACGCCCCCUUUGGAGGCGGGGCAAAAAGAAGAGGAGGAGCCCAGUCCGACCGAAGAGAAGGCCAAACCGGCCAAGGAGAAGGGGGCGGAGAAGAAGGAGGUGGAUCCGCUGGAAGGCGUGGACAUGGUCAACAACAUGGAGUGCAAGUUCAACCUCAACUCCUACAAGAUGGUCUAUGUGGUUAACUCAGAGGACUACAUGUACAGGAGGACUGCACUCAAGAAAGCCAGAGAAUCACAUUGGCGGGUGACAGAGCGCCUGGCUGCCCGUUUCAACAAGUUCCUGGAUGCUUGGAAAAGCAGCCACAUCAGCAGACGGCAGGAGGCCGAUGUGGAGAACUGGUUCCUGGGGAAAGUGGACGAUCUUGUGCCCUGCGAGACCACCGUCAAAGAGGUCAAAUCAGCCAAUGGGAUUAGGCGGAAGUUCAUUGUUGACUACUAUGAGACGGAACCCCCAAAGGUAUCGGGAAGUGGUACUUCCUGAAAGUGGCUCGCACUUCAUAACCCUCCCCCUGAAAUUCAAUAUUUAAAGACUGACGAGAUUUAGGGCACGUGUCUCAUAUUUUUUCCCCGUCACAAAGAGGAUUGCUUGUCAUGUAUCAGUGAAGGAGAUGUGAGCCUUGGAGCAUGUUUGCGACUCAUCAGUUAAAAUGUAAACAAAUCUUAUUUGGGACGAAAUGCCAGGCAAAUAGUUGACACUGUCUUUUGUGGGUUUUCGCAAAUCACAGGAGUAAAAAAAAGGUAAUGGUGUGUCCAACAUGCCGUUGUCUGUCACCGACUGUCAAAACACACAAUACUUCUCAGUCUGUGAAUAUUUUGUAAACAAAAAUAGCCAUUUAUUCCUUGUAAAUACAUUUGAAGGACAAAAAGAAACAGUGUACAGAACUUUUGACGUGACUUCGAUUGAUAUCAAACUAAACUAAAAUUAAUGUAACACAAAGUAUUCCAUUUGUAGCUUCAUGUAAUGUAAUCAACACAUUUUUUAUAGUUUUUCUGUAGAGUUUCUGUCACGAUUCCAGAAAAUUGGCUCCGUUUUGACAGUGUAGAUGUGAAUGUGUACUUGAAACCGACAUGUAGGUUCUAGCUUCAGCCAUAAUGUGUGAAUACUCUUUUUUAAAUGUUCAGUUUUGAUAAAAGCUGACUUUGAGGACGAAAAGCUGAUGAAACGAAUUGGCUAGGGAUUUGAGAUGUUGCCUGUGUACAGCUCUGAAAAGCUAUUUUAUUGUAGUUAUUUUCACAACAAAUGGGGGUUGAAGUCCAAGUCGAUUACAAACUUGAAAAUAGUGCUGUGUAUUUUUGUCACUCAGUUCUCUCCUCUGAGGUUUUUAAAGAGUAUUGUAAAAAGUUCAUCGUUUGUAUUGGUUAUCACUUCCAUUUCACUCUAGGUGAAGGAUUACAAUAGAUUUAGUUGGAACAUUCUAGAUUAGGUCGUGUUCAUGAGUUCCGAUUUGUCAAUUUUCCUCAGUCCAGAGGGGGGGCGAGGGGGCAAUUUUUAGCAGAAAACUACCAUGUUACAUUUCAGGCAGUGCCAUGUUUGGGUCCACUUGUUGAAUGUUCUUUUGUUGAUUCUGUUCCCCAAUUUAGCCGAGGACUUCCCAACAAAGAGCUUAUCGGUUGAUUUUUUUAAAUGCCUUGUUGAAUCACAGUCCAACCAAAUCCAAUUGCCAGACCCAAUAUAAGCUGCCAAAAACAGAACUUUCCCUGUGCCAAUUGUUGGGUUCUGUACAGUGAAAUUUGAAAUCAAGGCAGAGGGUAACCCCAGUUGCCACGAUAGAAAUUGUUGAUCUCCUGAUCAGUGAAACAUUGACGAAUCUCUCAAAGAUCGUCUCCUACAGUUCCAGUGUUAUUUGCGAGUUUCAAGAGUAGCAAGAAUGAAAAGACCGACAAAAUAGUUUCCAGAAAUCAUUGUUAUUGAGAUGGAAAAAUGAAACCCUGAACUAGAACAUUCACACUUGGAAAAGUCCCAUUCUGUAUUUAUUUAUUGAAAUCUAUUAAAGGUGAUGUUUUUCAUUUGGAAAGGAGUUAUUCCAAAGAUGACCGGAAGAAACGUGAAACUUCCGGUCAACAGUACAAGAGGAGCUUGUCACAAGUUAACGUGAUGGGCAUUACUGUCAUCAUAGUGAAGAAUCUUCCAAGUACAAGUGUCAAGAUUUUCAGAAAUGGAGUGAUUUUAAUAUUUUUGGGAUAUUUGUACAAAGUAAACAAGUAUUUCAGUGUAGGAACUUCUGAAAAUAAAACCAAGAUAUUGUAUUUGAA